Cyprinus carpio (common carp) is the source of this 1560-nucleotide messenger RNA. It is a transcript of the gene zglp1, whose product is annotated as zinc finger GATA like protein 1. Gene Ontology annotation, molecular function: zinc ion binding; sequence-specific DNA binding. Gene Ontology annotation, cellular component: nucleus. The record is from RefSeq and is a predicted model, not a curated record. NCBI's taxonomy places the organism in Eukaryota, Metazoa, Chordata, Actinopteri, Cypriniformes, Cyprinidae. Gene Ontology annotation, biological process: spermatogenesis; oocyte development; regulation of transcription by RNA polymerase II.
AUGGAUGUGGUCGCUGGGACGCAGGCCGUGUGUCACAGGUGAGAUCCGGAACACCUGCUCGUCACGUGACAGUCCUGGAUUGCGUGCGCCGCGGAUCUGCUGCAGAGUCUCAGAGUGCAGAGUGUCAGCGUAAACUGAUGAGGGAACAUGAGCUCUCAUGUGUGUUCUCCAGAAGAUGUGCAGCACCAGCAGGUGACCCAGUCCUCCAUCCUCCUCCUGCUUCAGGAGGCCACCAAACUGUCCCCUCCAGCGGCCGGCGAGAGCUGGAGUUCUGGACCGGCACAUAUAGAGAGUCAAGACAGCAGGUCACUCGUCCUCUCCGGCCGUCAAGAGUCUGAGUUCAGCGGCUCUGUCGAGUCUGAGCGCAGCAGCAGCGCAUGGGACGUGAUGCAUCUGAUCAACCAGCAGUGUGAGCGGCUGCUGCAGUCCGGCUGUGAGGACACAGCUCAGGUCAGUCUUGACCCAUCAGACGUCACCGAGACCGUGGUGAUGUCCAGACCUGCAUCUGAGCCCGAGCGUCCCACCGUUCCCCGCAGCAGUGUCCCGUCCAGCGCAUGUUUCUCAGUCAUUUACGAGCUCACAGAUGCAGAGGAACUCAAAGAACCCGGCGAUCUCGCUGAGCUCAUAAAGACACACACAGCGGAUCACAUCAGCGCCAGUGAGGAGACUGAAAACACGUCUGUGCUGCACAUCGAGGGCCGUUCUGAUCAGGAUGAAUCUGUUGUCCUGUCCACAGGAAGUGAUUGUCCUCUUGACUUCACUUCCUGUCUGGUGUCUGAGCGAGUCGCUGAGAGUGAGUGGCUCCCUCUGAACGCUUCUGAAAGCUCACAGUGUUCCUCACAGCUGACAGACCUCAAUAAUAAUCUCUUGGAGAGUGUGAAUAAGGAUCGCAGACGGAAGCAGUCUCGUCCCGAGCGCAGCCCCGACCCGCAGGACCCCGGCGUGCAGGGCGUGACCUUCAGCAUGGCCCCGCAGCUGGACGCCGGUCAGAGCCGACUGAUCAUCACCUCCAACUACAGUGAGGAGAUCCGGCACUGGAGGAGAAGCAGGAGCAGCCGGUGCCGGACUCAGAGGAGCAGCAGCUCAGAGGAGGAGAGUGACCCCUGCGCUCUGUCCCGGAGUAAGAUGUGUGCGUCCUGCCGCACGAGGAAGACUCCUCUCUGGAGAGACGCUGAGGACGGGACGCCGCUCUGUAACGCCUGUGGCAUCAGGUAUAAGAAGUACCGCGUGCGCUGUCAGCAGUGCUGGAACAUCCCCAAGAAGGACGCGAACACAAACUCCACGUGUCUGAAGUGCGGUGACGUCCUGAAGCUGAAGCGCAGCAGCUGGUAGGACACUCAUAACCGGCUGAAGCGCUCCGAGCGGAGUCUCUGCUGAGAGUCUGUGGAUGAGAUUCUCUGGGUUCGUUAUUGUGAAGCCAUCUGUUCGGUUCAGUGCUGUAUAUGAUAUUUGACUCUUCACUUAUUUAAUUUACACAUUCUUCUUGUUUUGUGUCAACAUAUUUAUUGCUGAAUAUAUUUAUUGAUUUGUCACAGUCUCUCUGAUUUGUGUUUCCACCGG